AAACGGCAACAAUAAUCAUAAAAGUUUUAAAAAUGGAGGCUGUUGACUGUGAUUAUUAUGAAUCGAGUCGCAAAUAACCGCUUAUCGCCCUACGUUUAUCUUAAUUUCGUAUUGGAAUGGCCGAUAGAAAUGAGAAAGUUCUGCACGAGCUCCUGAAAUUACCCGGAAACAGUCUCUGCGCCGAUUGUGGCAGUAGAAAUCCAGAAUGGGCAUCGUACAACAUUGGCAUCUUUCUGUGCACUCGCUGUUCGGGAGUCCAUCGAGGAAUGGGGGUGCACAUUAGCAAAGUGAAGCACCUUAAGCUGGAUCGUUGGGAGGACUCGCAGGUGGAGCGAAUGAAGGAAGUCGGUAACUUGACGGCGAAACUCAAAUAUGAGGAGAGAGUGCCGCCAUGCUAUAGACGUCCGAAGGAAUACGAUCCACAGGUGUUAAUCGAGCAGUGGAUACGCGCUAAAUACCAAAGGGAGGAGUUCUGCUAUCCGGAACGGCAGUGUUACGUUAGCGGAUACAUGGUGGGAUUCCUAAUGAAACGGGGCAAAGAGGACAGUCGGUAUCAUCCCCGUAAGUUUGUACUGUCCGAAGCGGAGGACACGCUCAAGUAUUUCGUACGCGAAAACAAGGAACCGAAAGCGAUUCUGCGCCUCUCGGAACUAAACGUAGUCUUCGCUCCCGAGAAAAUCAACUUUCCUAACUCCUUGCAGCUAACGUUCUUAAAAGACGGCACCACUAGGCACAUAUACGUUUACCACGACGAUCCGGAGGUGAUAACCAACUGGUACAUGGCGAUACGUUGUGCCAAACUUCACCGUCUUCAAGUUGCUUAUCCGUCGGCGAGCGAAGCCGAUCUGAUCGGUUACCUCACCGAAGACUUUGCCAAAGAGGGGUGGCUAUGGAAAACGGGACCCAAAACGUCGGACGGAUUUAAGAAGCGAUGGUUUACGCUGGACAAUAGGAAGCUAAUGUACCACGACGAGCCUCUAGAUGCCCAUCCGAAAGGCGAGAUAUUUAUAGGCCACGCGAUGGACGGGUACAGUGUACGAAUUGGCGUGGUAGCCGGCGUGAGAGAUCAAGGCUUUUCCUUUGCUUUACAAACGCCCGAUAGAAUAUUUAACUUGUCAGCUUCAACGGAGUCCGAUCGAGAUCAAUGGCUUCAAGUGUUGGAAAAGGUUAUCGAUAGACCUUUAUCGCCCCAAGACAGUUCAAUAUCCGUGAGAUUGGUUCGCAAACGGACAAAUACCAAUUCUAUAAGUAUUUUUUCUCCAAGGUAGUCUAUGCAUAUCAGUUACUCGCCUCUUCAUCCAUCACUUCGCCUAGUCUCCAUAUUUAUUGCAAACACGAUAGUAUAUUUCACUUACAGUACAUUUUCUAAAAGAUUGAUUAUUCCUCUGUAUAUUUUAAGAUAAAAUAAAUCAGUAUCAUAAGGCA
Photinus pyralis (common eastern firefly) is the source of this 1425-nucleotide messenger RNA. Its product is annotated as arf-GAP with dual PH domain-containing protein 1-like. The transcript is spliced from 4 exons. NCBI's taxonomy places the organism in Eukaryota, Metazoa, Arthropoda, Insecta, Coleoptera, Lampyridae. Gene Ontology annotation, cellular component: intracellular membrane-bounded organelle; plasma membrane. Bases 117 to 1268 code for a protein of 383 amino acids. The record is from RefSeq and is a predicted model, not a curated record. Gene Ontology annotation, biological process: positive regulation of GTPase activity. Gene Ontology annotation, molecular function: GTPase activator activity; phosphatidylinositol bisphosphate binding.